Molecule: messenger RNA, 830 nt
Organism: Larimichthys crocea (large yellow croaker)
Lineage: Eukaryota; Metazoa; Chordata; Actinopteri; Sciaenidae
Exons: 3
Coding region: 27-830 (267 amino acids)
Source: RefSeq, a predicted model, not a curated record
GGUUCGUAAGAAGAACCUACCAUUCAAUGGGACCGAACUAUAUGUGGCAUGCUGAUGGCUAUGACAAACUUAAACCAUUCGGUCUGGCCCUUUCAGGAUGCAUAGAUGGAUUUUCACGUAAAGUACUGUGGCUUGAAUGUGGACCAACAAAUAAUAACCCAAAGGUGAUCGCUCAUAAUUUCCUGUCAUGUGUGCGAAACCUUGGUGUCAUCCCCAUGAGAUUGAGAACUGAUUGCGGCACGGAGAACGGCAUUAUGGCUGCGAUUCAGUGUACCCUACGUCACCAUCACUAUGACUACUACUCUGGAGCGUCCAGCCACAUGUAUGGCUCAUCCACUAAUAACCAGCGCAUUGAGUCCUGGUGGUCCAUAUUCAGAAAGGGAAGAUCCCAGUUCUGGAUGGAGUUAUUUGCAGACCUCCGAGAUGCAGGAUACUUCAACGGGAGUCAUGAGCAUCAGUGCCUAUUGAGAUUUUGCUAUGGUGAUGUUCUUCAGAAGGACUUGGAUGAGUGUGUGAGACUGUGGAACAGUCACAGGAUUCGCACUUCCAGAACAGCGUCAUGUCCAGGAGGAGUGCCCAAUGAACUGUACUACUUACCACACAGAUUUGGCUCCAGAGACUGUGGAUUUGAAAUUGAACACACUGAAUUGGAUGGCUUUCCUGAGGCAAGCCUAUCAAUAGCUACAUGUGGGGACCCAAACAUGCAGGAGUACUUGGACUUUGCUAUGGAGCGCCAUCAACUACGAAGCCAGAAAACUGGAGUCUGCAACAGGACUGUACAUGAACUAAAGAAGAAAUUGCUCAGCUAUAAAACAAUCAAAAAGUUAUAG